AUGUCUAAAAAACCAAUUAUAAAUAUUAUAGAGAUUGGAUUAGAAAAAUAUACUUCAUCUUCAAUGGUUAAUACCAAAAAAAGGUUGGAAAUCUCAAUGAAAAUACUAUAUUUCAUGAAUCAGAAUGUAAAGUCUACACUUUUGAAAAUUGUGAUCUUAUUUUUGAAUGUUAUUGAUACUCCAGGUUACAAAGAAAAUCAAGAUAUGGAUUAUAUUCAAAUGAUUCACAAUUCAAUCACAAAUCUUGGAGGGAUCUCAACAUUCUUGGUUUUCUUAGAGGCAUCUUCUCGAAUGACUAUAACAAAUAAUAGUUUUAUUUCACUUUUUGUAAAAGAAAGUUUUAAUAUUAAAACAUUUUCAAAAUUAAAAACUAUUAUAUUGAACUUUAAUAAUUAG
Molecule: messenger RNA, 396 nt
Organism: Heterostelium album PN500
Lineage: Eukaryota; Evosea; Eumycetozoa; Acytosteliales; Acytosteliaceae
Exons: 4
Coding region: 1-396 (131 amino acids)
Source: RefSeq, a predicted model, not a curated record